AGGGUCAGAAGGCGGAGGUAUGCCCAAGAUGGCGGCCUCCAUGUGCGACGUGUUCUCCUUCUGCGUGGGCGUGCCGGGCCGGGCUGGGGUCCCUGUGGAAGUCCGCUUUGUGAACAGCGCCAAGGGAAAGGGGCUCUUUGCCACACAGCUGAUCCGGAAGGGGGAGACCAUAUUUGUAGAACAGCCCCUGGUGGCUGCGCAGUUUCUCUGGAAUGCACUUUAUCGCUACCGAGCUUGUGACCACUGCCUUCGGGCCCUGGAGAAGGCAGAGGAGAAUGCCCAGAGACUGACGGGGAAACCAGGCCAGGUUCUGCCCCACCCUGACCUGUGCACUGUGCGCAAGGACCUCCACCAGAACUGUCCCCACUGCCAGGUGAUGUACUGCAGUGCAGAAUGUCGACUGGCUGCUGCCGAGCAGUACCAUCAGGUCUUAUGCCAAGGCCCCUCCCAGGAUGACCCCCUGCAUCCUCUCAAUAAGCUGCAGGAAGCAUGGAGGAGUGUUCAUUACCCUCCUGAGACUGCAAGCAUCAUGUUGAUGGCCCGGAUGGUGGCCACAGUGAAGCAGGCUAAGGAUAAGGAUCGUUGGAUCAGGCUCUACUCCCAGUUCUGUAAUAAAACAGCCAAUGAGGAGGAGGAAAUUGUCCACAAACUCCUGGGGGACAAAUUCAAGGGCCAGCUGGAGCUUCUGCGGAGACUCUUCACAGAGGCGCUCUAUGAGGAAGCACUCAGCCAGUGGUUCACUCCAGAUGGAUUCCGGUCUCUCUUUGCUCUUGUUGGGACCAAUGGCCAAGGAAUUGGAACCAGCUCCCUGAGCCAGUGGGUCCAUGCCUGUGACGCUCUGGAGCUGAAGCCUCAGGACCGUGAGCAGCUGGACACCUUCAUCGAUCAGCUGUACAAGGACAUCGAGGCAGCAACUGGCGAGUUUCUUAACUGUGAAGGAUCUGGCCUCUUUGUGCUGCAGAGCUGCUGCAACCACAGCUGUGUCCCCAAUGCAGAGACCUCCUUCCCAGAAAACAACUUCCUUUUGCACGUCACCGCCCUGGAGGAUAUUAAGCCAGGAGAGGAAAUCUGCAUCAGCUACUUGGACUGCUGUCAGCGGGAGCGCAGCCGCCAUAGCCGCCACAAGAUCCUCAGGGAGAACUACCUGUUCGUCUGUUCCUGCCCCAAAUGCUUGGCAGAGGCUGAUGAGCCCAACAUGACCUCUGAGGAAGAGGAGGAUGAAGAGGAGGAGGAAGGGGAGCCGGAAGCUGCGGAGCUGGGGGAUGAGAUGACUGAUGUGUGAUGUCAUCCUGCCGGAAGAGGGGGCCUUUCCCCAGAGCAGAGGCUUGGAAAGAACACCCCACUGCCGUUGCCUGCUUCCCCCCCUAUUCCAGCUGUUUCUGCCUGUGGGUAGGACAGGUUGGACCCUAGGCCCUCCACCUGCCACAGACCUCACGCCUUGGACACUGCUGCUGGGUAGCUCAGGCUCUGCGCUGCCACUGAGCCUCUCACAACUGGCUUCCCCCUGAGGUGCGGGUGUAGGUGGCUGGAACCAAGGUCGGGACCUCACAGUGUUUCUUCCCUUGGGCCCAUGGCCACACUUACCUUCCACCUGAGGCUUCACCCCCUCACAACCCACUAUGGAGGCGGUGACAGAGUAGCAGCCUGAGAACAGCCUGACUCCACUGAAGAAGAGAGGGGGUGAGACGCCCUUAACCUUCCCUACCUCUCACUGUCAUAGCCUGACCACUAGCAUAGCUGGCAGAGGCAGGAGGGAGGGUCUCCUUCCCCAAGCCUCUCUGGGAACACUGAACCGGGGGGUUACCUCCCUCUGCCCACCUCCCCACUCUCACCGUGUAGACAUCUGAGGAGUGAAGAUGAAACCUCCCCAGACUCCAGAAUCUCUGUAUCAUGUGCCUUGCCUCUCCAGCCCUGGCACAGUGGCCGCCCCAGAGGGGAUAGGAAAGGCCACUGCUUCCCACUGGAGGGGCACGUGGGCCCUCACUCCUCCUCACUCCCUCUCCACAUUGAGGACUCUAGCAGCAUGGCUGAGACUUGGGGAUCAAAGGCCUGUGCUCCUUAAUGUAGGAUGUUCUAGAGUCCUCUAGAACAUAGGUCAGUGAGGGGCUCUCUUGGCCACAAUCUCCAUCUUUAGGAUCUGCACAGAGGAACGCUGAAGUCUUCCAGAAACCUAGAGGACCUGGACUGGAUACUCAGUUUAGCCCUGACUGUGUCCCCCUCCUCCCCAGGUCAGCACUGCCCCUUCCUCUUGGGUGGGGAGCUGUGGAAAUCAUAACCCAUCCCCCGCAGUUCCUUUCUGCCUGGCUUCCGUGAGGGGCCUGCCACCAGCCCCUGCUGAGGGAUCCUAAGGCAGGCAGGUGCCGCCCCACAGGCCCUUUCCUGAACCACGAGCCAGGUAGAAGCUGCUUGUCUGGCCUACUGGGUUCUUACUCCUUCGUCACAGCCAGCACCCCCUCCUAUCCUGCCUGCCUACUAUUCUCAAUAAAACCUGAGUGGUGACAGGC
Phacochoerus africanus (Common warthog) is the source of this 2504-nucleotide messenger RNA. It is a transcript of the gene SMYD5, whose product is annotated as SMYD family member 5. Bases 20 to 1282 code for a protein of 420 amino acids. The record is from RefSeq and is a predicted model, not a curated record. The transcript is spliced from 13 exons. NCBI's taxonomy places the organism in Eukaryota, Metazoa, Chordata, Mammalia, Artiodactyla, Suidae. Gene Ontology annotation, molecular function: histone H4K20 methyltransferase activity; protein binding.